Geodia barretti is the source of this 2549-nucleotide messenger RNA. The record is from the annotation of a GenBank genome assembly. Lineage: Eukaryota; Metazoa; Porifera; Demospongiae; Tetractinellida; Geodiidae.
GUCGCUGCUCGAAACAAACUGCUCCUUUUUAGUCAGUUUCAGCUUUUUCCAUGUUUUUCGUCGUUUUCGUGCACUCUUGCUUAGUUUACCUCUACCUUUGACAUGCUUUAAGACCCACUCGAUGAACGAGAGAAAUUCUGCGUCCGUGCGAGCAUCAGUAACUGUCGUCUUCAUAGUUUCGGUGCAGUAACUAAGUGUCGGAAAACAACGUGAUGUGUGAUUUCUAUAUAGCGCACACCUGACCUUUGGCACAGGGCGUGGCUUAUUAUCACCUUUGAACUCUGCCAGAAAUGGACACAUGGGCUGCCGAGCUCGAGCAUCGUUUGGAGGCGUUGGAAAUCGACGCUUCGCUCCACACGCCGGCUCAAGAUGAAGAAAAUAGCGAUGAAGAACAACCAAAAGUUGUGCAGGCUACUGAAGUAGUGGCGAGAUAUGAAGAGGCUCUGAGACGUCUGGCUGGCGAUGUUGACCGUCUUCCAGUUAUACUUGAGGAUGAAUCACAGAAACCAGGAGCGAAGGAGACUGUCUGUCGACUUGUUCUCACCCUGUCGGCCCAUCUGGGGAAGCAUUACUGGACCUCACCUUCCUCCAGACUUCAGGCCAGAGGUGUAUUGGAUAGAGUUAUAGCUGCUUGCGGCUGUAGCUCCACCCUCGAGCUGCUGAUUGGUCGACCUGAAUCACAUGAUACCCCACACGACAGUCACAUGACCUCUCCGUAUGUUUCCAUGGCUACAAAAGCGGAAGAAACGGCAGAAUCGAGGGGCCCCAACAGCAUAGCCUCUAUAGACAACGAGGCCGUGGGAAGGGAGAGGGAGAAAGAUGGUGGGAGAGAUAAUAAUAUGGUGUUCCGUGGCGGAGUGAUAAAGAGUCUGUUAUUGCUGCUUCGUUCAAGACUGACGGCAGAGUCGUGGAAGAAACAGCCGACUGCAAAACAUGCACUCAUAUGGACACUCAGACAACUAAAGCACCCUCAUCUCUCUCCCCACAUAAACAGUUUUCUCCCUCCUCUGCUGAUGUUAGUUGACGACCAUGAGAGCUAUCACAAGACGCUCGGUCUGUCAGGACUCACCCAUCUCAUAUCUAACACUGAUCCAACUGAACUGAGGUGGUAUGGCAGAGCUGAUGUGAUCUAUGAGGCCAUCAAGUCCAUGUUGUACAUGAGAGAAGAAGCCAUCAUACACUCACUCCAUUCCUGUCUCAUCAUCCUCCUACCUGUUAUUGAGGGACCUCCCACUACAACCGUCACCAUGCCAACAAAGCCGACAAGAACUGAUGAAGUUUUUCGAAUUCUGCUCAACAACAUUGACAUGGAAUCUAAGAUUACCCUGAGGAAGGCAUAUGUUGGUUAUGUGGGCAGUUACAUUGACCUUCUUGGGAUCUACACAGCCAGACACAUAAAGGUAUACAGUGGAACCCCUGUCAUCUGGACACCAAUGGGACAGAAGAAAGUGUCCAUAUUAGUGAGGUGUCCUUAUUUCAGGGGUUAAAUUGCAUGCAAGAACCGUUCUUGGGGAAGGAAAAGGUUUCCUUAUUAGAGAGGUGUCCUCAUUUCAAGGGUGUCCUUAGUGAGGGGUUCCACUGUAAUAUGCAUGUCACAUUCACCUGCAGUAGUGCUAUCUAUUAUAGGUCCACUGCUAACUAAUAUUCCCAUAUAUAGCAGUUUCUGAGAGUUGUUGUUGAGUGUUUGGAGUAUCCCGACUACUGUGGAGAGGAGACCAGAAUGCAGACUCUGAAAGCUCUUAUGAUGCUAAUGAAACAUAUCUGGCCAAGGGUUCCCUGCCAUAAAAGUGAGAUAAUAAAAAUUCUCUUGAAACUCGUGUCAGAUCUUUGCCCUCAAGAAGACUUGAUUCCCAGCAAGCCAGAGAUCCUCCGACAGCUGGAGUUGGUGUCUGAAUGUUUGUCAACACUGCAGCUCUGCUGUGACAACAUGGAGGAUGUUUAUAGGUCACUGCAGAGAGACUGUGGAGGCCACAGGGGACUGCAGUUCUGUCUUGAGACCAGUCUCAAGAAUAUGGAAUGUAGACAGUAAUAGAAAUUCUUUUCAUUUUUGCACACUCACAAUCAUUUGCACAUGUGCGGUCAUGUUCAGAUUAUGUUCUGCUCUGAUAAUCAGGCAUCAAAACUAGUCUACAUCAAUGUUCUAAUGAUCUCUUCUAAGAACUGGCUACAAAAAAACACUAGAAGAUUUGCUACAGAAUUAUAAUUAUCUUGAUUCCACAGUCAUUAUUAUUUCAUCCUUGCGCUGCCAGGUGCUCUCUCAAUUGGGCGGUUACAGUCCUGGCACAGCUCUCCAAUAAAUACUUUGGGUCAUGAAUCUCCCCCCAAAAAGGGACAUUCAGCAGCACUGAUAAAGCUAAGAGUGGAUUGUCCCCACAUUCCACAGGGAAGCAAGAUAGUAUGAAGUCCUCUCGACUGCUCCGUAUAUCUUGAAGGCACUAGAAGUCACAACUAUGGGCAUGUAUCGACUCCUGCAUGCUAUCUACUACUGUAGCUAGCCUGUGUCAGACUCUCCGCGAGAUGCAAGCUGCAGAUACCACGAGUAAAAGCAU